Messenger RNA from Pseudocercospora fijiensis CIRAD86, 953 nucleotides. RefSeq lists its product as uncharacterized. Gene Ontology annotation, molecular function: structural constituent of ribosome; RNA binding. Gene Ontology annotation, cellular component: cytosolic large ribosomal subunit. The record is from RefSeq and is a predicted model, not a curated record. Gene Ontology annotation, biological process: maturation of LSU-rRNA from tricistronic rRNA transcript (SSU-rRNA, 5.8S rRNA, LSU-rRNA). NCBI's taxonomy places the organism in Eukaryota, Fungi, Ascomycota, Dothideomycetes, Mycosphaerellales, Mycosphaerellaceae. The transcript has 3 exons. Bases 39 to 812 code for a protein of 257 amino acids.
CGGUAUCUCUCCCAUCGCCCAUCGCCAACACCGUCGCAAUGGCCCCCAAGAAGCAGACCUCCACCAAAGCGAGCGUUCCAUCCCAGAACGACAUCUUGGUGCCAGAGACCCUUCUCAAGAAGCGCAAGAGCCAGGAGAAGGAGCGCGCCGAGAAGGCCGAGCAGCGCGAGGCUCGCAAGAAGGAGAACAAGCAGAAGCGCGAGCAAAUCUUCAAGCGCGCCGAGUCCUACGUCAAGGAGUACCGCGACAAGGAGCGUGAGGCCAUCCGCCUCGCCCGCGUUGCCAAGUCUGAGGGCAGCUACUACGUGCCAGAGGAGGCCAAGCUCGUCUUCGUCAUUCGCAUCAAGGGUAUCAACAAGAUCGACCCAAAGAAGCGCAAGACUCUCCAGCUUCUCCGUCUCCUCCAGAUCAACAAUGGUGUCUUCGUCCGCCUGACCAAGGCUACCGCCGAGAUGCUCCGCAUCGUCGAGCCAUUCGUCGCCUACGGUUACCCCAACCUCAAGUCUGUUCGUGAGCUCAUCUACAAGCGCGGAUACGCCAAGACCGGCCAGAAGCAACGCAUUCCUCUCACCGACAACUCCAUCAUCGAGGAGCACCUUGGCAAGUACGGCAUCGUCUGCAUGGAGGACCUGAUCCACGAAAUCUACACUGUCGGACCAAACUUCAAGCAGGCCUCCAACUUCCUCUGGCCAUUCAAGCUCUCCAACCCAACUGGCGGCUUCCACAAGCGCAAGUUCCGUCACUUCAUCGAGGGUGGUGACCUUGGCAACCGUGAAGAGUACAUCAACCAGCUCAUCCGCCAGAUGAACUAGGCUUGCUCUUCUCACCCAAAAUCUGCAUAUGGCGUUGACGGACUGAUGACAUGUGGUCUUGAUGCUGGGAAAUAUGCAAUUGGCGCAUGGCGAACUGGUGUCAGUAGAUACUGCUCGUAUGAAUGGAACGCCGUCAACCGC